GUCCGCUUCCUGUCUCCUCCUGAAGUGUUUGUGUAGUUCGUGCGUGCGUGCGGCCCACCCGAGUUUUCGAGUGUCCGACUCCGGCUAUCCGGCAAGUGUCUCGACUUGCGCGACCAGCAGCUGACCGAAUGUGGCUUUAACCGGUCAGGGUCGACAGCGCCGUGUUUCCUUCCGAGCUCGAAGCCCUGAACAUGCGGACUGCCCCAUGGCGGCGUCCGCACUGGGUCUCGGCGCCGGUCAGAGCGCGGCGCAGCUAACGCGGACGCUCGAACGACUGCUGGAGGACGCCCAGCUCACCGGCGAGCUCAGGCUGAACGGACGCAAGCUCAGAGAACUGCCCAAGUGCACAGCCAAGUAUGAUCUUCGAGACACCGUGCACGCAGACCUGUCCAAGAACCGUCUGUACGAGCUUCCCCCGGAGGUGUGCCAGCUGUCGCUGCUGGAGCGCCUCGACUGCCACAAUAACCUGCUGCGGACGGUGCCCUCUUCUGUGAUCUCCAUGCAGUCCCUCACCUACCUCGACCUCAGCCGCAACCAGCUGAGCACGGUCCCGGCGGCCCUGUGCCAGCUGCCCAUCCAGGUGCUGAUCCUGUCCAACAACCGGCUGGUCUCCCUGCCCCAGGAGAUCGGGCUCAUGAAGUGCCUUAUGGAUCUGGACGCGUCGUGCAACGAGCUGUGCCUGCUGCCCCCCGGCAUUGGGGAGCUGUCCGGGCUGCGGUGCCUGCGGGUGCGCCGCAACCGGCUGGUCGAGCUGCCCGUGGAGCUGUGCGGCCUGCGCCUGUGGCGCCUGGACCUGGGCGCCAACCGGCUGGCUCGCCUGCCGCCCGCCCUGCGCCUCAUGACCUCCCUCCAAGAGCUGCUGCUCGACUGCAACCCCAUCGUGUCUCCCCCCGCCUUCCUGUGUACGCGGGGCAAGGUGCAUGUUUUCAAGUUCCUGGAGAUGGAGGCCAUCAAAGAAGACCGCAAGCGGGGAGCCUUACUCGACUCGGAGUUCCGCAAGGGGCCCAGGAGCAACCCCGGAAUGCUUGGGGAGCUUCGCCACCUGAAUGGGCAGCUGCCGGAGGCCAAGCGGUCCACCCUCGACUCUGGCUACAGCACGUCCGAUGGAGACCGGCGCUGGUCCCAGGACACGCCAGAGUCGGGUUGCGAGCCCGAGGAGGGGGGUCGGCUGGCGUUGCGUGCGGCCGAGGCGACCAAGGAACGGCGUCAGGAGCGGGAGCUGCAGCUGCACCGGCACCUCUCGGAAUCCUCCCCAGGGCGGCCCCGCACCCCGAGCACCCUGAGCCCCGGCUCGGAGGUAGACGCGGAGGAGGCCUUUGCCGGGGAACUGGCCCUGGAAGAAAUGGACGACACGAACCAGAAGAACGGCGACAGGGACGCUGCCGACACCGGCGGGGUUGGCCAUGUGCAGGGGAUCAGUUACAGGUGGCCACCAGCACCGCCGGAGAGCGGAGAGGGCCCCGGGGUUGCCCGCAAGGCAUACCCCCACAUCCAGACGUACAGGGAGUUCAAGGAGGCCCUUCGGCAACAGCGGUUGGGAGGUGGUCUGGGGCCAAGAAGGGGCUCGGAGGGGAGCGGCAACGGCAGCCUGCCUUCCUCCACCUGCUCCAGCCCCCCCGUGCCUGGCAACAACCACGUCACCCCUGAGGAGGAGUUCCGGGCGAGGCACGAGGCCAUUGUGCACCAGCAGCGGUUAGAGGCAGCCCUGGCCCAGCAGCGGCUGGAGCAGGACCGGCCAGCCUGGAGGCAGCCCCCGUGUCAGAGCGCCCCCAAGGUGGAGAGGGGUGCCGUGCGGGAGGCCCCGUCCCCUGGGAGGCCCAACGGGCUGACACCUCCAGCCGAGCGGGGGAAAGGCAGCCCCCGCACCCCUCCCCGCAGGGCUCUGGCCGUGGGGCCAGACCCCCACUUCACCAUCCGCAGGGGUCUGGAAAAGGCCCGGGAGGAGCAGGAGCUGUUGGACCAGCUGCGAUGGGUGAUUGAAAGCCGGCUGAAGGUGAGCUUGCCCCCGGAGCUGGGGCCCUCGCUGAUGGACGGUGUGGUGCUCUGCCACCUGGCCAACCAGGUGCGGCCACGCUCGGUUGCCAGCAUCCAUGUGCCGUCCCCCGCCGUGCCCAAGCUGACCAUGGCCAAGUGCAGACGCAACGUGGAGAACUUCCUCGGUGCCUGCCGUCAGCUGGGAGUACCCGAGGGAGACCUCUUCUUUUGGGAGGACUUGGUGCUUCGCUUAGACGCGGUGCGGGCGGCGCGGGCGACGGCCUCUCUGCUGCGGGGCUUUGGCCCGCCCGUGACCAGGGCCGACCGGCUGCUCGCGCCCGUGCUGCUGGGAGUCUUCGUGGCCACCUGCGUGACGCUGGCCAUCUGGUCUCCCUCCAGCCACGAGUCGGCCUCCUCCUUCUGCCUCGGCCUCAGCUUGGCCUUCUUCGUCUAUCUGUACGCCGGCCUUGCGGGAAUGCUGUAGCUCCUCUCGCCGUCUCCCGGGACUUUGGGAAUCUCUGUCGCCACUUGAGUGCCGUUCCUACUUGACGAGUACUGAGAGAAUGUUUUUUUUUAUAUGUAUCUUUGGGCACUACGAGAGCUGCAUCUCCUCGUGAUAGAGCCAUUUUUGUCUUCUUCCAAGAGCGCGUGCCUUAAGGUCUGCUCUCCGUGUUAUUGGGUUUGUUGUUGCUCAAGUGCCCCGCCGCCGAGCUACUUCCUUGAAUGGCUUUUGUCGAAUCGGCAAGCGGGACCGGGGGCAGCUUGUACUUCUCAUCGGACAUGCCGCCAUAGUAUCUCGAUACAUACAUGUGUCUUGGGCACCGUCGAUGCCAAAGAGAACAAAUAUUUUUGGUCAACGCGCACUGGCCGAUAGCGUUAAUCCGCAACUGGGAGUGAUUGAUUGACUGCUGUACCCUCGUGCAGCCUGUGAUACGAGAGAGGCUACGUGCUCGACAGAUUUAAUGGGGUAGAUAGAUAAGGCAGCCCAUCUGCCACCGUGCUAAGCAGCGCCGGAUAAUUAAUCAAUAUUUUACGAGAAGACACUUUUGCCCUUCGAGUCUUCGGCUGCAAGGCUGUCGUCGUUUUGAUGGCUCGAAUGAAAGACGAGGGGAGGCUUCCCGUAACACCGACUUUUCAGACCGGUUUUGGCUGUGCACCUUUUUGGCCUGCCCUAUCUUUUUUAAUAUUAUUUCUGGAAACUCUAGAAACUGCCCUUGACAUCUGAUGGAGAAGCUUUCAAGAUGAAACCAUAUUCCUAAUUUACCCUCUCUCUUUUAAAGGAAUGCUGCACUCCCAAAAACAGUUUUGUUAAACUUCCUGGCUAGGACAUGUGUAUGUAAAUAAGUGACAACUUCCCUGAAACAAAAUCUAAUUAAUGCAGUAUUCGUGCCGUAAGGCUCAGUUUGACGGAGCCAUACAAGUUGGCCCCCCACUCCACUUUUCUGACUUUCAACGUUUUUCAAUGUGCGGAGGAAACCCUUUGCAGUACGUGCAAACGGUUGCACCUGUCCCCUGUGCACCUUAACGCCAAUGGGAGGCCUUACAAAGUGGCUCCUGUUCCGACGUCACCCUGACGUCUAUAUACGAGCCACUUUCGAGCCAGCUUCGAUACAAACAUAAAUGUCGAUACAAACAUAAAUCUGUCUCAUGAGAUAAAUAUUGCGUUAAUAUCUGGACAGUUUUUACAACAAUGUUAUUUUGAGGGAGUUCAGUGUCCCUUUAAGAGUUUUUUUUUUCUUCAAUACUACGAAGUUUAAUUAGACAGGUCCUUAUUAUUAGGAACCAACUGUACUGCAUGAAAGAAUACGCAUUUUGAAUUUAAUGUGUCUAUUUUCCCCCUGAAAGGACUUUCAGCAAAGAUAUUUUUGUACAUGUUUCUAUAUCUUCUUUUAAGAGGCAGCAUGCAAAUAGUCUUUGUAUGCAUUUUGUGCUUGUAUUGGCUUGGCCAAGUUUCUUUUAGACAAGGUUCCUAUCGAGAAGUAGCUCAUUCUCUCGACCACCGAAGUCUCUUGCAUGGCAAGAUCCCACCGUGUUAGAAUUGUCUGUCAAGAAUACGUAGGACUGACUCAACGGUAGGACGACUGAAAAUCAAAAUGUCCUUUGCGCUCAUUCCCAUUUUUUAACUCUACAGCUGAUGCUCGAUCACCCGUUGUCAGACUGCUGGCAGAAACAGCAGGCUUUUGUCCAACUGUUGCAAACGGGAGGCUGGCUUUCCGUGAUGACAACGCAUGAAUGUCUCGCUCAGUAGUUAUACUACGGUAGCGUGUUGCUACAGUACUCGAAUACGGGGUAGUGCUGGGACUGACGUGGCAAUGGGAGCUCGUGAGACUGCAUGUGUGGACAACUAUCGCGGCGCUGCAGUCGUCACGAUAGUAGAAAGUUGCUGCAGCCCGCCGGCGAAUAUUGCAUCAAGCGUUCACCAUGCGCCUGUCGUGGCGCACGCGCACAACCAUACCACCCUACUAGCGAUGUACCGGCGUCAGCCCCUGUUGCGAUCUACACCACUGGCCUCACGUGAACCACUCGGGUCCCAACACUACCCCGUAUCCUAGUACACUGUAGUGUUGCUUCAACAAAAAGCUUGUGUUCAUUUAGUCUUACUGCUCUAGUCUUCUUUUACGCGUCGGAACAAGUAUGCUCGCAGAGCUUUGAUGGACGUUCUCUGGGUGUGCAGAAGCGCAGUAGCUCUGCAUUAGCAAUUAGGCUGCUCUCCGCAGUCAGGUUUGCACAAACAUGAUCUUAGCGUCCUUGCAGAUGAAUAGCAAAGUGGCUCAAAUGAGUUUACUCGUCUUUGCUUUGAAUUGCUCGAUGAUCUCUGCAUAUUGCCACCUCCUUAGUCAUGCUCAUUUUGAACUCAUCAUGUACAAGAGCUCUUGUUCCUCGAAAAUGUAUCAAAGAAGCAUUUGUAGAUGCAGCGCUAACUGAGAACAGGGAUUUUUAUUAUCCUAGACAAAAAUUAGCGAGAAAAUAUGUAUUGCAAACUGCCACUCACCUUUCUACAGUAAGAUUGUGGCAAACUACUUGGCAUCAUCUUUAGCCUUAAUAGAUUUUUGAGGAGUACUGCAGGGCAUUACUUAAUUUGUUGCACUAAGUAUAUUUUGAAGGGGCACAGAUUUUUUCAAAUGCAUUUAGUCUCUAAAAGCUUUUCUUCUGGUCAAGCUUGGUGCAUCUUCCCUAGUGGAUUUAUGCAGCUGCAGAUGCACGCACAACUAUACUCUGUUUCACCUUAUGAUGUACCGCAGGAAAGGCUACAAGCACGAGCUCCUUGCUCUGAAACACAUUUUGGUGUCACAAGCUCUCGUGACUUAAAAGCGGCUGCCAACGCUAUGAGCUCGCGCUUCUAGCCUUCGCUGUGGUACAACAUAAGGUGAAACGAAGUAUAGCUCCAGAUCUCGUGUUUUUCUGGGUUGGGAAGUGGCAAAGGAAUUAUGUUUGUGACACCUUCCAGAACCUUUUCUGAAAAACCGGCAUUCCAGGCUAUCAUUUAACCCAGAGACAACAGCUGAAGUGGGCUUCCCAUUUUGAAAAAAAAUUAUGCUGCACUUGUCUAAAAGGGCACAGAAAGGAAUCCCAAAUUAUUCCUGUAUUUUCAGCUUUCAUUCUACCUUUUAUUUUAUAUUGCUCCAGACUACGGAAGCAUUCCCCAAACAAUCUGGAUACUGGCGACAUUGUCCGACGAAGCGGCAAAAUUCUCUCCAAGGAUCCAACAAACUGCAUUCCUUUGUCAGAGUGAUGGGAAGCUUGAAAACUUUGAGUGCCACUUGUGAUAUUGUUUGUUUACUUUCUCCUCUCUACCUUUCUUUCUUAGUCUGUCAUUGAAGAUUAUAUACUUUAGUGAAUCAUGUUGCAUUUCAAGUCUAGCCUCUUAUUUUUCAAUGAAGCCCCGUGAUUUCUUUUUUUUCUGCAAUGAGAGUUUCGGAUGUGUUUCCUCGAGAGGGUGCAAACACAGAUCAUUGUGCAUCUCCUGGGCCACUGUGAAACCCCAGAGGCUGCGUGGCUUCUUGACUCGGGCAUUUUCUUAUCGGAGUCGCGAGAGAAGUCUCCUAUUUUGUCACAAACAUCGAAGGAGUUACUGUUACAAGAAGUGUGGCGUGAAAUAUGCGACCCCCGCAAGGUGAGGGGCUGUGGAGGGCGAUGGACGUGCCUAGUCAGGGCACGCUGGGGACGAGCAACUGAGCACCAGUGCGGGUUUUGAGGGAGUGUCUCUUUCAGCGCCCUAGAUGAAUUGCCAUAUCUAACCCACUCUGUGGAGUAUUUGGCACGUAAUAUAUUUAACUCGGAGAAGAUGGCUUCCCGAAAUAUUGAUCUAUUUUGCCCGCGUCGACUCGCUCUAACUACUUCGAAAUUUACUUUAUCUCUCUGGCCGCCUUAGAUUUCCACAUAUAUUAGAGUCGUUCGAGAGCAAUGCAGAGCUGUACUUGCGGCAUCCGAGGUAAAACAUAUCUGGUUACAAAGUAAGCUCUGUUUUGUCUACACUAACCUUUCGAUGUCCAGAAUUUUUCUAGUCAUUUCCGUGCAGAACUGACCAAACAAACGAAGCUUGCACAACUUAUCUGACUCGCAAACUCCAGUUGGUCUUCUCUACGCUUCGGUGCUCUUGGUUGUGCUGGAUCAAUUCCCUUCUCAUUCUUUGUUUUGGCCCGAUGCAUCUCAAAGAUCAAUGCUGCAAUACUAAUAUAAAGACUUCACCCGCCAGUUCUGUUACGUCGCCACCGCCAGCAGGCAUCCUGGAAACUGUAGUCUUCCUGUCUGUGCAACAACUUUGCUGCGGGUCUGCGCGAGCAAAGUGCGAGACUGCACAAACUUUCUUCUCCACACGCACUCUCCUCCUGGCGACUACAAUUAUGGUGGCUUCGACCCAAUUUUUUAGCGAGAUCGAUCUAUUGGAGGACGGGUCAUUUUUCUUUUGCGAGCUGGUAAUGCAUUGCCAUUAUUGUCCAAAAGUAUUUUUGCCCCUUAUGCAUUGCACACAGGGGUGUUUGCUUAUGUUUUCUUACGCUACAUUAUAAGUCGCCGAGACACCCGUGCUUCGUAUGUUGUGUGCAAAGCUACUUCUCAAUUGGUUACCAUGUUUCAUGUGAAGCAGGGAUGUCCUGGUGACCCUCAAUGAGAGCAGAUGUAAGCUCUCGUAACGUAAGAAAAUGGGGCUGUGUGAACGGGCCCCUAGUGUCAGUAUAGGCUCUCGACAUUACCAAAUAUUUGUGGAAACGCCUGUAGUGCAUCUUGUCAAGGUAUUCAGUAUUGUCGCAGUCUUUCAUGCUGCCUGUCCAGGUAUUCUUAAUUUAUAUUUCUCUGUCAAAUGUGAUUUUGCUUUCGUUGCGGACCUUUUGUCUUUAUCGCAGCCUCUGUUCCCAGCCAGACAUUGUUUGACCCGUGCUAACCACGACGGCCGUCCACGUGCGCGGGUGCAGAUUGUUACGCAAAAUGUUAGCCACCGUAACGCUGCUCGCCGCUCUGUCGCUUUCCUGUAUGUGUGCUGUUGGCAGUUACUGUUGCAUCAUUCGCUUCUAGGGUUUCCUUGGAAAUAUUUCACAUAUGUCUUUGUGGGAUGUGGACAGCGAGUUUGCAAAUGUUACAGUCUGCCUUCGAGAAGAAGAAAAGAUAUGCGCGGAGGUUUUUGAGAAAGUUUAUUUUUUUUGGGAGGGGACAGUAGGUGACAAUGAGGUGAUUGUGUCUUUCCAGUACCUUUGCUUGUAGUUUUCUAUGUCAUGUUUUAUGAGGUGCGCACAAGACCAUGCACAUUCAGCGUUGGCAAGUUUCCAGUUUAUAGUUUGCAUUUAUUGAAUGAUAAAGCGAUAUAUACAGCAAGGGCCAAAGGGAUCUAACCCACCACUAAAAUAAAUCUCGUAAUCAGUUUGGAAUGUUUCGACACUAAUUUGCCACAGAAGUCUGGCUAGGUGGUGCAUUUGUCUGGGGGAAAAUAUUGUAGUAAAACUUGUCGUGUGGUUCGUAGAAAAAUUAUAUUUUUAUUUGUAACUUUUAAUAGAGGCAAGUUUGCUCUUUGAUGGGGCAAGCAAAGCAGGUUUUUGAGAUUUUUUUUGGAGCGGGUUAAAUCCAUUUGGCCCCUCGCUGUAGAUAAAUGGCCAAUUUCUCUGGCAUUUAUCUUUCUCCGGACAUGUCGAUGUGGAUGCAGUGAUAUUGUCGUUACUGUUAAAAACAAAGGCUUGUCUAGGAACCAAUUACUUAUUGUGAUCUCAAUGCUAAUGCCCUUGUAGACAAAGUGCUGCUAAAUAAAGUACAUUA
Ixodes scapularis (black-legged tick) is the source of this 8217-nucleotide messenger RNA. It is a transcript of the gene Lrch, whose product is annotated as leucine-rich repeat and calponin homology domain-containing protein. The record is from RefSeq and is a predicted model, not a curated record. NCBI's taxonomy places the organism in Eukaryota, Metazoa, Arthropoda, Arachnida, Ixodida, Ixodidae. The transcript has 14 exons. The coding region runs from base 206 to 2458 and encodes 750 amino acids. Gene Ontology annotation, molecular function: protein binding.